Messenger RNA from Funneliformis mosseae, 243 nucleotides. The record is from the annotation of a GenBank genome assembly. Lineage: Eukaryota; Fungi; Glomeromycota; Glomeromycetes; Glomerales; Glomeraceae.
GUCUAUUCUUUUCUACAUACCCGCUUACAAACUAUACCUAGAUCAGCACGUAUUCAAGAUACGGUUUCAAUUAUACUUUUUAAUCAACAAGCAUCAGUUCCUUAUGUACAUCAAAGUCUAACUGAUGCAAAUAUAAUAUUAAAAAUUCUGGUUCAACAUCUUCCAAGUGGAGGAACUGACUUUGGUUCAGCGAUAGAACAAGCUGGAAGCCUAAUUGACACAUAUUUUGAUCCUAAAAAGUAA